AUGAGAACCACAGUAACGGCUACUGUUUCACUAUCAAAACCAUCGACGGAAGCACCGCCGGACAUGGCUCCGCCGCAGUCACCUUCACCUUGGCACUAUCCGAUUCCAUGCCUCCUAGGCGGUCUAGUGACGAUGACUAUUCUCGUUAUUUCUGCUGUGUUAAUCUUGGCUUGCUCGUUCCGGAAGCAAAACGGAGAAGGCAGCAGCAGAGCCGACGGAGAUUUGGAGCAAGGUGGCGAGUCGGUGAAGGUGUUUAAAGACAAGGUUUUGGUUAUAAUGGCCGGAAAUGAGAACCCUACUUAUUUGGCCACUCCGAUUCCGAUUUGCCCUACUAAAGGUACUAGUUUUGAAGAGCAAUCAGAGAAGAUAGGGGGAGAUGAUAUGGAAGAGAAUUCUGAGAUAUUGAAAGAGGCAUCAUCAUCAACAGAAUGA
Messenger RNA from Fragaria vesca subsp. vesca, 432 nucleotides. Its product is annotated as protein GLUTAMINE DUMPER 3-like. Bases 1 to 432 code for a protein of 143 amino acids. NCBI's taxonomy places the organism in Eukaryota, Viridiplantae, Streptophyta, Magnoliopsida, Rosales, Rosaceae. The record is from RefSeq and is a predicted model, not a curated record. Gene Ontology annotation, biological process: regulation of amino acid export. The transcript has a single exon.